This is a messenger RNA of Rotaria sp. Silwood1, 1455 nucleotides long. The record is from the annotation of a GenBank genome assembly. NCBI's taxonomy places the organism in Eukaryota, Metazoa, Rotifera, Eurotatoria, Philodinida, Philodinidae.
AUGGAAGAAUUCAGAGAUUUGUCACCAUGUGGAUCAAUAUCUACGAAUGAUAUUAUUAAUCUUCUUCGUAUUUCUGCACAACAGCAAUACAAUGCCAAAGAACGCUGUGAAAUGAAUAUCAUCGUUGAACAAAAUGCUAGAACUCUUUUCGAACAAGAUUAUAGAUGUGAAAUAAUUUUGAAUACGAAUGGUGAAUUAUCAUUGUCUUAUCCACAUAAUAUUUCUGUACCUGUUGUUGACAAAUGGUCUAAAGUUCAAACUUCAAAAAUUCAAUCAUCAGUUAAUAUUCGUGAUUUAUUCGUUCGAUCACGUAUUGCUCGAUGUCGAUCACGUUUUGUUGCACCUGUUAUAUUUGUCGAUGGAAAAUACAUAUGUCGAUCAUCUACUCUCUCGUCUUGGGCUGAAAUAUAUUCUCGAUCGAGUAUGGAUCGUUUUAUAGGAACUCGAAAUCAAUCAGUAGUCAAUCCUUCGACCGUCGAUCGUACUCUAACAAUUGAUAAUGACGAUACUUUUAAUAAUGUUGAACAACCUGAACAACGUACUAUCUAUGAUGAACUUCGCGGUGCUGAUAUCGAUCUAUUAAAAAUAUAUGAUGUCGGUUCAAUAGUAAAUUUAAUGGUACAAAAGAAAUAUACUCUAUUUGGUAUGAAACUUACAGGAUCAGAAAAAUUCGAUAAGUACAAUCGAUAUGGAUCAUUUGAAAUGAUACUACUUCCUUAUCCUGGAUGUGAACAUUUUCGAGAAUUAGUCACAGUAAAAUAUAAUGCUGAACUUAUGUUCUACAAGUGGUCUCUACCAAAAAAUGAUGCCAUACUUGAAAUACCUAUUCAUCUUUCGUCAUGUCUAUACACUGAUUGGUCAUUUUGGCGAACAUGGAAUUCUGUUGAACUUACAAAGAACUACUUACAAAUAAUACUUUAUCAACUUGAAACACAUAAAUGUGGUAUUCUCAUUCAUUGUCUAUCAGGUUGGGAUCGAACACCAUUAUUUAUAUCUCUUCUUCGGUUAUCAUUAUGGGCUGAUGGUUGUAUUCAUCAAUCACUUACAGUCGAAGAAAUUCUCUAUUUAACACUUGCAUAUGAUUGGUAUUUAUUUGGACACAAUCUAUCAGAACGAUUGAAGUUUGAUGAAGAAAUUCUCUAUUUUACUUUCAUUAUGCUUCCACAUUUGGUUGAAAAUGAAUUCGUAUUUCAACCAUCAAAUAUCACUAAUAGACAAUCGAUACUGGUAGCAACUGAAUCCAAUAGUCAAUGCUCAUCAGGAUAUCAUUGUGUCUAUCCCGACAUUGGAAAAGAUUCAACAAAGAAGACAAUUCGUAAAGAAAAAUUACUUGCUGUCUCUAAUCUAUUUCAUGUCUGCUAUCUAACUGUGGUACCCAAUGAUUCAAACAAGCUUGACCCUCAACGACUAGGACUACAUGUUGCUCGUUCAAUUAAGAACUUUUUCAUCCGGUGA